Molecule: messenger RNA, 2852 nt
Organism: Hippopotamus amphibius kiboko
Lineage: Eukaryota; Metazoa; Chordata; Mammalia; Artiodactyla; Hippopotamidae
Gene: ARHGEF16
Product: Rho guanine nucleotide exchange factor 16
Exons: 15
Coding region: 173-2299 (708 amino acids)
Biological process (GO): activation of GTPase activity
Molecular function (GO): guanyl-nucleotide exchange factor activity; protein binding
Source: RefSeq, a predicted model, not a curated record
GCCGGGGGCGCCCAGCGCCGGGACGCAGCGCCGGGCCCGGAACGGCCGCCCGGCCGGGGCGCGGGGCCUGGAGGCGGGACCGGCUCCGACCUCCGCCCGGCGGCGCAGGGAGGCCUGGGCGCAGGUGAGGGGCACAGGUGAGCCGCUGCGCAGGACCCUGCAGCUGCUCAGCAUGUCCCAGCGGCACUCGGACAGCUCCUUGGAGGAGAAGCUCCUGGAAAAGCGCUUCUACUCGGAGCUGCGGCUUGAUACCAAGGGGAACCCGGCGUCCGGGCUCCCGAUGGUCCGGGGCCCCCUGCAAAGCAGGAACAAUGCCGCCUUCCAGCCCGACACCCCGGCGGCCCCACCGCCGUCCGCCGAGGCCCAGGAGCCGAGGACCGUCGUCCUGAGCACGCAGAGCCCGGCGGCCCUGAAGAUGGGCACUCAGCAGCUGAUCCCCCGGAGCCUGGCCGCGUCCAGCAGGGCCAAGGCCCCGGCCCGGCACCAGAGCUUUGGGGCGGCCAUGCUCAGCAAGGAGGCUGCCCGGCGGGACCCCCGGCUCCUCUCAGCCCCCAGCUUCUCCCUGGACGACAUGGACGUGGACGUGGGUCCCGGGGGGAUGCUGAGGCGCAAUCUGAGGAACCAGUCCUAUCGGGCGGCCAUGAAGGGCCUGGGGACCCCGGGCGGCAAGGGCAGCCCCGUCCAGCUCAGCCCCAAGCUCCAGGCUCUGGCCGAGGAGCCCAGCCAGCCUCCUGCGCGGCCUGCGGCCAAAAAUAAGAAGACGCUGGGGCGGAAACGCGCACACAAGGGCUCCUUCAAAGAUGACCCCCGGUUCUACCAGGAGAUCCGGGAGCGCGGCCUGAACACGGGCCACGAGUCCGAUGAUGACUUGCUCGAUGAGCUCCCCAGCCCCGACGCAACCCGGAAGGCGGAUGCCCCCAUCGUGGUCAAGAGCUACCGGCCCCCCCAGAUCACCUGGAGCCAGCUCCCUGAGGUGGUGGAGUCGGGCAUCCUGGACCAGCUGCCUGCCGAGGAGCGCAGGAGGCAGGAGGCCAUCUUCGAGAUCCUCACGUCCGAGUUCUCGUACCAGCACAGCCUCAGCAUCCUGGUGGCCGAGUUCCUGCAGUCGCGGGAGCUGCGGGCCACCAUGACGCAGAUGGAGCACCACCACCUCUUCUCCAACAUCACGGACGUCCUGAGCGCCAGCCGGAGGUUCUUCGAGGACCUGGAGCAGCGGCACAAGGUGCGGGUGUGCGUGGAGGACAUCAGCGACAUCCUGGAGGAGCACGCCGAGCGGCACUUCCACCCCUACGUCGUCUACUGCUCCAACGAGGUCUACCAGCAGCGUGCCCUGCAGCGGCUGACAAGCAGCAACACUGCCUUCCGCGAGGCCCUGCGGGAGAUCGAGCAGCGGCCGGCGUGCGGGGGGCUGCCCAUGAUCUCCUUCCUGAUCCUGCCCAUGCAGCGGGUCACCCGGCUGCCCCUGCUGACAGACACGCUCUGCCUUAAGACUCAGGGCCACCCCGAGAGGUACAAGGCCGCCAGCCGUGCACUCAAGGCCAUCAGCAAGCUGGUGAAGCAGUGCAACGAGGGGGCCCACAAGAUGGAGCGCACGGAGCAGAUGUACACGCUGCACACGCAGCUGGACUUCAGCAAGGUCAAGUCCCUCCCGCUGAUCUCUGCCUCCCGCUGGCUGCUGAAGCGUGGGGAGCUCUUUGUGGUGGAAGAAACCGGGCUUUUCCGAAAACUCGCCAGCCGGCCGACGUGCUACCUGUUCCUGUUCAACGACGUCCUGGUGGUCACCAAGAAGAAGAGCGAGGACAGCUUCGUGGUCCAGGAUUACGCGCAGGUGGACCACAUCCAGGUCCAGAAGAUGGAGCCCUCGGAGGCCCCUCUGCCAGGGGGCGGCAACCGCAGCUCCUCUGUGCCGCACCCCUUCCAGCUGACCCUGCUGCACAACAGCGAGGGCCGCCAGGGGAAGAUGCUGCUGUCCUCCGACUCCGCGAGUGACCGCGCGCGGUGGAUCACGGCCCUCACGCACCGGGAGAGGCAGGGGCACGGCCCCGCCAACAAAGGAGACCUGCUCCAGGUGGAGGUCACCAAGGCCUACUUGGCCAAGCAGGUGGACGAGAUCACACUGCAGCAGGCAGACGUGGUCCUGAUCCUGGAGCGAGAGGACGGAUGGUUCUAUGGCGAGAGGCUGCGGGAUGGAGAGACGGGCUGGUUCCCCGAGGGCUUCGCCCAGAGCAUCACCAGCCGCGUGGCCGUGGAGGGCAACGUGCGCAGGAUGGAGCGGCUGCGCGUGGAGACGGAUGUGUAGCCGUGUCUGCCGGCACCGCGCCAGGCCAGGCUGCGGCCACGCAGCUUCAGUCCGCACUCCACCAAGUGGCCGUGCCCCUCCCCAGGGAGUGCAGUGGGCUUGUCUCCGGAGCCUGAAGGGUCCCUGGACUCCCCCAGGCCCCAUGGGCUGCAACACAGGCUCCGGACAUUUCCAAGGAGGGAGGCCACACGCCCUCGGGGGGAGCAUCCCCGGGCAAGCUCAGGAGCCGUGCCAGCCCUGACCCCAGGCUGCGUCCCCAGGGGGAGCCCAGCCGGGCCUGCCCGCUGGCCACGCCCUCCCCCGGUUCCUGGCCUCCCAGCCCCGCCCCCCGUGCACCCACAGGACAGUUUCGCCGUGGCCGUGUGCUCAGGGUGGAUGGCCCUGGGAAGGGUGGGGAUGACCUGGAGGGGUCUCCCCCCCACGCCCCUGCUGCCUCAGCCUUGGGUGCCCAGCGCUGCCCUACGUCCCCAGAGGAGGGCCAGCUGCAGGCGGGGGAGCCUGCAGUGCCAGCACUGGAACUGUGACUUUGAGACAUUAAAGUUUUUCUUUAACA